ACCCCUACACCCUGUCCCCCUCCCUGUUCCACCUCCCACCCUCACCUUCCCACUCUUCCUUCUGUCCUUUCUUUAAUGUCACAGCUGCUAUAUAUGAACAUAAAUCUCCAAUCAAGUCCUUCCCCUUUCUCCAAAAUACUCUCACUGAUACUUGAUAGGUUUUCACCCUUGGGGAGUCACAUAAAAGAAGGAAACAGAAAGGAAGGAGAUGGAGUUGGAGCUCGGCCUCGCCCUUCCCAACAACCAUUUGAUGAAGGGAUUCGAUCUUAAUGAUGGCAGCACAACCAAUUCAUAUAGGAAGAGAGGUUUCGAGGAGGCAUUUGAAAAAGUGAUCCCUUUCUCUUCACCACUCCCCAGAAAGACUACUCUGCCUCUUUUUGUCCAUAAAAAUGGUGGAGAUGGAGAUGAUGAGAAUGACGGCCCACAGCUUAAGAAUCCAGAUGAGCUUAAUAGUGGAAGCAGAGCAUUGGUAGGGUGGCCACCGGUCAAACACCCAAGAAGGAGGAGCGCAGGCGGUGGAGCAGGGGAGAGGUGGAGUGAGGACUGUGGAAGCAAUAGCUAUGCCGGCGGCGGCGGUAGACGAGCCAAGUGUGUGAAGGUUAAGAUGGAGGGGGUGGCAAUAGGGAGGAAGGUGGAUCUCUGUCUGCAUGACUCUUAUGAGGAACUCUUCCACACGCUCAACCAGAUGUUCCCCACCAUGCAACAUGGUGUUGCUUAUGCUCAUCCUCAUCAUCGUCACUUCACAGUCACAUAUGAGGAUGGAGAGGGAGAUUGGCUGUUGGUUGGAGACGUGCCUUGGGAGGCUUUCAUCCAGUCAGUCAAGCGUCUCAAGAUACUCAGCUAAGGAGCCAGCCAGAGAUCUGUCUUGGUCUAAUAUAUAUAUAUCUAUAUAUGGCUAGUCUACAUGGAUGUUUCUUCUUUUUCCUUCAUUUAUGUAUCCUCUAGACUUUAGUAUGUAUUAUGGUUAUGGUAUGUUGUUGUUGUUGUAACACAUAAGUAGCUACUUGUUUAUGUAUAACAGUAGAAUCUUGGAGGCCCUACUUUGUCAUA
Messenger RNA from Elaeis guineensis (African oil palm), 1050 nucleotides. Its product is annotated as auxin-responsive protein IAA20. The record is from RefSeq and is a predicted model, not a curated record. Lineage: Eukaryota; Viridiplantae; Streptophyta; Magnoliopsida; Arecales; Arecaceae. Gene Ontology annotation, cellular component: nucleus. Gene Ontology annotation, biological process: regulation of DNA-templated transcription.